AUAUCUUGUUACUACCAAACUCCUAAAUCUCAAAACCAUUUACUUUACUUUCUCUCUCAUUUUCACAAACUCUUCAACAAUGGCUUCAUCUUCUUUACUAAUCUUCAUUUCAAUUUUCAUCUUCAUCACUCUCAUCUCACCAACUCACUCUCUCAACUGCACUUCUCAAAAGCUUCCAUCAAACCGAACCUACAAAAACUGCACAGAUCUCCCACAUCUAGGUGCAACAAUUCACUUCACCUACAACACCACAAACCGUUCCCUCACCGUCGCAUACACCGCCGUACCGAUACACAACGGUUACGUUUCAUGGGGAAUUAACCCUACCGGAGGUGGAAUGAUAGGAACACAAGCACUUAUAGCUUACAAGAUGAACGGUAAAAUCGGUGUUGAAUUAUAUAAUUUAACUUCUUACGGUGGUAUUACCGCCGUUAAAAGUCUUUCUAUUGAAACAUGGGAUUUAUCAGCUGAAGAAAGUAACGGCGUUAUAACGAUUUUUGGAGCGGUUAGGUUUCCGGAAAAGGCGGAUAAUGUUAGUCAGGUGUGGCAAGUGGGCCCAGUUAAAGAUGGGAAGCCAGCAAUGCAUGCACUUGCAGCUGAAAAUAAGGAGGCCCAGGGGAGGUUGGAAUAUGUGACGGCCACCGUUGUUGGGGGUGGGAAUAGCACUAAUAGUACUGAAAAAAGUGGUGGAGUGAGUUUGGUUAUGGGUGGUCAAAGAUUUGGUGGGUUGGGAUUUUACUUUGGAUUUGUUUUAGUUUUGUUGAGUUUGGUUAUGUGAUUUGAGAAUGAAUAAUUGAAUAUUAUUGUGAAUUUGUGAUGUGAUUUUUUCAUUCUCCAACAAUAAGUUUUCUUAUUUAUUAGUGUAUUAUUAUUGUUAAUGUUAUCUAUAUUUUUGGUUUGUUUGUUGAA
Molecule: messenger RNA, 909 nt
Organism: Trifolium pratense (red clover)
Lineage: Eukaryota; Viridiplantae; Streptophyta; Magnoliopsida; Fabales; Fabaceae
Product: auxin-induced in root cultures protein 12
Exons: 1
Coding region: 80-778 (232 amino acids)
Source: RefSeq, a predicted model, not a curated record